UCUACCCCCCAACUGCUGAGCACUAGCUUUCAUACCAUUCUCUCUCCCAAGAACAUCAUCUAAUCACUCAAAAUGCCUCGCUGGACCUUUGAACUCACGCCCGAUACCCUAUCCAAGACUGAAAAAGACACCCUAGCGCAAGCCAUCACCGAGAACUACGUCAAACAUGGCAUCCCCGCAUUCCUCGUGAACGUCUUCUUUCACGAAAACCGCAUUGGCACUUUCUACAGCGGCGGUAAAACACCCCCCAAUACGGUUUUCUUCGUCCUUGAUCACGCUGCUCGCUCGUUUCCCAACGAGACAGUCCGUCUGGCCUUCAUCGAUAGUGUCAAUGCUAUUGUGGAGCCGAUUCUGGGUCCGAAGGGCGUCAAGUGGGAGUAUAAUAUUUACGAACAUCCCCCGGACAAUUGGCGCGUGAAUGGUAUGAUUCCGCCAGUUCAGAACAAGGAGAUCUGGCAGCAGUGGAUGGAUCGAAACGAGGCGGUUAAAUAUGGAGAGUACCUGGCUGCGGGGCCGGGCAGACACGGCCUCAAGCUGUGA
Aspergillus melleus is the source of this 540-nucleotide messenger RNA. RefSeq lists its product as uncharacterized. Lineage: Eukaryota; Fungi; Ascomycota; Eurotiomycetes; Eurotiales; Aspergillaceae. The transcript has a single exon. Bases 73 to 540 code for a protein of 155 amino acids. The record is from RefSeq and is a predicted model, not a curated record.